Molecule: messenger RNA, 1383 nt
Organism: Morone saxatilis (striped sea-bass)
Lineage: Eukaryota; Metazoa; Chordata; Actinopteri; Moronidae
Exons: 10
Coding region: 148-1383 (411 amino acids)
Molecular function (GO): protein binding
Source: RefSeq, a predicted model, not a curated record
GGUUCAUCUGUGAGGGAUGGCGGCGGCGGAGUGAUAAAUGAGUCCGAGUUGGCCGAAAACAUCACAGAGGAGCAGCGCAAAGUUACCCGCGGAGAGGAACAUUCUCCCAUAACAAGGGCAUCUGCCUCACUCUCUCCAGCUGCCAGCAUGAUGAAGGACUGCCUGCAGUUCCUCAUCGAGCCGGCCAAGAAGCUCAAAAUCCGGCUCAAGGAGUCUCGCAAGCGAGUUAAACUUGAGAAGAAGGAGCCGCUGUUGGAGAGUCAGUUAUUUAUUAUGGAACUGGCCCGAGAACUCAACAGAAUAUGCCAGAGGUCAAACAUCCUCGGCCACAUCUGGACCAGUGAGGAUGUCUGGCCGGCCGGCGUGUGUCGGGAUUUCAUUGUGGAAUGGGCCGCUGUGUUGGAGAGGAGAGUGCAGCCGAGGAUCAUCCUGUCCGACCACCAGUGCGAGAAACCAGAGAAGAGAGACUGGAAGGGACACCUCCUGUGCAUGCUGGAGGCAGGCGGCGAGUGCGACAUGGGCCCCUACAAAAGAGUCAUCCUGGACUGGACACGGGAGAUCAAAAGCAGACCUCAGCCCACCGUCUGGCCUGGCGAGCCCGUGCUCAUGAUGCUGGACGACCUGGAGUUCCAGUGGAAGAGGGGGCGUCUCCCCAACCUGCUCCCCGCCAUGGAGCUCGUCCUGCUGGCCGUGCUGAAUGCAGACAGCCCCCUCAAGGAGGACGUCACAAAGCAAUGGCUGGUGAGAAAGCAGAGGAGUCAAAAGAUUGACGCUGUCCGCUACAUCCCCCACAGUGUGUGGAACUGGAUUUGCGACGCUGCAGAGGAAGUGACUCUGGACUCGGACUCAGCCCACCCAGGCCUGCUAAUCUCCAGCGAUGAAAAGCGCAUGCGCUGCGGCCUGGAGCGCCGGGAGGUCCCGCGGUGCCAGCGGCGCUUCGACGGCUGGUGGUGUGCCGCGGGCCAGGAGGGCUACGCCAGCGGACGCCACUACUGGGAGGUGGAGGUGGGUGAGCGGGACUGGCGGCUCGGCGUGGCCAAGGCGUCGGCGGUGAGGCAGGGCUUCCGCACGCUCAACACAGAUACGGGCUACCUGACCCUCCGCCUGGAGAGGGGGGCAGAUCUGAAAGCCCUCACGGUGCCCGCCACCCCGCUGUCACCGAGCUUGGUGCCCAGGAAAGUCGGGGUGUACCUGGACUAUGAGCAGGGCCAGCUGUCCUUCUACGACGUGGAGAAGCGCUCCCACCUGUACACCUACAGCGAGACGUUCACAGAGGAACUGUUCCCCGUGUUUGGGACCGUGGAGGUGGUCAAAGACCUGGCGAUAAGGCCUGCAGAUGUCAGACAGCAGUGCCUCUGCCCCGGGCCCUGCCUCUGGACCUGA